ACAAGAUUUACGUUUGAGUGAUCGUGAAUGAUCAUUGUACCGUACCGAAUUGUUGCUUCCGAACUGCCUGUUAUUGCCUACGUGGCUUCGUGGAUUUUUAACGCAACCUAGUAGAUUUUAGACUCGUCUUUAAGAACUUUGAAACAAUCACCAUGACGAGAAAAAUAUUAUCAAUCUUGCUGGCCUGUUGUUCACUUUUUGCUGUACGUGUUGAAGCAUUUUACUUGCCAGGACUUGCUCCGGUUUCCUUUUGCACCCCGGACAUUCAGAAAGCUCACGCAGAAGACCCUUCAUAUUGCAAGAGUGACGUCCUUCUGUUCGUCAACAGGUUAGACUCUGUAGAAAAUGUCAUCCCUUAUGAAUAUGACAGGUACGACUUCUGCCAGACCAAGCAGGAGUAUUCCCCGUCUGAGAACCUCGGGCAGGUAGUCUUUGGUGAGCGCAUCCACUCGUCACCGUACAACUUCACCUUUGGCCAUAACAACCCGUGCCAGAAGGUCUGUACGAAGAGCUACAAGGCUGAUGGCGACGAGAAGGCAAAGACGGAGACGAAGAAGACGCUGAACUUCUUGCUCCGAGGCAUCGAGCUGAAUUACCAGCACCACUGGAUCAUUGACAAUAUGCCAGUCACAUGGUGUUAUGAGGUACAGGGUGGCUCAAAAUAUUGUUCUCCUGGUUUCCCUAUUGGAUGUUACGUGGAUAAAGAGGGCAACCGCAAGGAUGCAUGUGUCAUUGAUGCCCACUACGAGCAAGCCUCGCACCACUACAUCUUCAACCAUAUCAACAUCACCAUCGCCUACCAUCCUACCACUGAUCAAGAAGGCAUUAAUCGUCUCGUUUCUGCUAAGCUUGAACCGCUAAGUAUGAAGCACAAGAAACCAGAUGAGUGCAUCUUCCCUACCAGUAUUGAAUAUGAGCCAAUGUCACUUCAGAAAGCUGAAUUAGCCAAAGACUGGGAGAUCACUUAUUCUUACUCAGUAAACUUUGUGCCAAACACCCAUGUUCGUUGGGCUUCUCGUUGGGAUUACAUCCUUGAAUCCAUGCCACACACCAACAUCCAAUGGUUCAGCAUCAUGAACUCUCUUGUGAUUGUUCUGUUCCUGUCCGGUAUGGUCGCCAUGAUCAUGCUGAGGACACUCCAUAAAGACAUCUCUAGAUACAACCAGCAAGACUUGGAGGAAGCCCAGGAAGAGUUUGGUUGGAAGCUUGUCCACGGUGACGUCUUCAGGCCACCAAGAAGCGGAAUGCUUCUGUCCAUCUUCUUGGGAACCGGCACCCAGAUCGUCAUCAUGACCUUCAUUACACUUGGUUUCGCUUGUCUUGGUUUCUUAUCACCUGCCAACCGCGGUUCCCUGAUGACCUGCGUCAUGGUUCUCUAUGUCCUUUUGGGAUUCGCCGCUGGAUACGUCUCCUCAAGAAUGUACAAAACAUUCGGCGGUGAGCGCUGGAAAUCCAACGUCCUCUCCACCAGCUUCCUGAUCCCAGGAAUCAUCUUCUGCAUCUUCUUCAUCCUGAAUCUCCUUCUGUGGUAUGAGCACAGCUCUGCAGCCAUCCCUUUCAGCACCCUGGUUGCCGUCCUGGCCCUCUGGUUCUUUGUCUCAACCCCCUUGGUCUUCAUCGGUUCCUACUUUGGCUUCAAGAAGAGGCCUAUUGAGUUCCCUGUCCGCACCAAUCAGAUCCCUCGUCAGAUCCCAGAUCAGUCUUUCUACACACGCCCCUUCCCCGGUAUCAUCAUGGGGGGUAUUCUCCCCUUUGGAUGCAUCUUCAUCCAGCUCUUCUUCAUCCUCAACAGCAUCUGGUCUCACCAGUUCUAUUACAUGUUUGGUUUCCUCUUUUUGGUGGCUAUCAUCUUGGUCAUCACCUGCUCUGAAGCAACUAUUCUCCUCUGCUAUUUCCAUUUAUGUGCCGAGGACUAUCACUGGUGGUGGCGCUCUUUCAUGACGAGUGGUUUCACCGCCAUCUACUUCGCCAUCUACUGCAUUCACUACUUUGCCUCAAAACUGACCCUUCACGGCUGGGCGAGCACAGUCCUCUACUUCGGCUACACCUCUAUCAUGGUCAUCCUUUUCUUCCUCUUCUGUGGUACCAUGGGAUUCUUUGCUUGCUUCUGGUUUGUGACCAAGAUUUAUGGCUCAGUCAAGGUUGAUUGACUAAGUAGCAAAGUAGGCCUUUCAAAUAAGAAGGGACUUUCCCUUAAUGAGGGGUUUUCCCCUGUAAAGGGAACUUCCCAUAUUGAGGAAAUUUCCCCCUGUCAAGAGAAUUCCCCAAUUAUCACAGUUAUAGAAGAAAAGGUAUAAUGCUUGUGAAUAUAUAUAUAUAUAUAUUCAGGAUUUGAAUAUUUUACUAUUUGUUUCAUACAUUAUUUGAAAUAUCUCUUUAAACUAGGAUGUUUUUAUUAGGUUUUGAUGAUUAUAUUUUUUUUAUCAAAGACAAAGUCUGUAGUAAAGCAAGACCAACUGAUCUCAUGCUGAUAGCAAAAUUCUUUGGCUUUUCUUACAAACACAUUCAAGGAAUUUCUUUAAGCGUUAGGAAAAAGUGUAGAGGGUUUAUUUUAAUAAAUAGCUUUUAUAAAUAAAGGAACGCCCACUUAAGCAUAUUUUGGUCGAUAUUACGCCCUAUUUUGUUUUCAGUCAAAAGGAACUUGCCCCCCCCCCCUUUAACAAAACUCUUGUCAAAAUGAUGUAAAUAUUAUAUAGGUUCUUGAUCAAACUUUUGCUAUUUUUGCAAUUGUUGCAGUGAUUUAAUUUGCCUAUUUAAUGAAAAAACAUUCAUUAAAGCUGCAAUUGUUUAUAUGCUUAUUUGUGUGUAUCUUCUCUGUUUUCCCGUAGUAACAUUUAUUUAAUGUUCUGCAUGUAAUGUGUAUUUCAGUGUGUAAGAUUUCAUACAGCGUUUUACGCAACUAGCACAUACCACCCAAUCUGAAGCGUGCAUUCAUAUGAUCACAAAAACCAAAUCAGCUGAACUGAAAAAUGUUGACAAGUUUACACUUUGUCUGGCCAUGUCAUUGUACGGCAUGGCUUUGCUGAACUUUUGCACAGAGAAAGAUGGUGUAUUGCCUAAUUCACUGCAAACAAUAAGAAGAUAUGUUUAUAUUAUUUAUAUCAAGUAUAUUGAGCUAUUCAGACACUGAAUUAUAUGUACAUAUAUUAUGUUCAUGUUGUAACAUGUAAAUGUUUAAGAUUUCUGACCAGAAAAGAAUGCUUGUUAUUGUAUUUGGAACUAAUGCUAACGCUCUUUCAGAAUGAAUCUUUUAUGUUAUUCUAUGGUUAAGUACAUUCGCUUUUGUGACAAUCGCAAUGGAUUUAUAGGUUGCUCUUGCAUAAGGCAAUAAGUCAGAGAUGAAUCUUGGUAUUUAAAGGUAACUUAAGGUCACGAGACUGCAACCCAAUUUGGAAUAAAACAUAACAGAUGAUGCGACUAUUAAACCAUGGAACAUGGACUUAUAUUAAUAUCAAGUUCUGUGAUUUUGCUACUCUUAUUAGAAUGAAAGCAAAUUCAAUAUCUAAUGACAUUGUAUCAUGAUAUGCCAUGAUUUAGAACCAAUAUUGCCUUUCUAAAAUUCAGGCUUGCAAUCAUAAAAGAUAUUCGCAUUAUUUUUCUUACAUUUACUUGACACCUCAAAUAAAACAAUUCUAUAAAUUCAUGUUUUAGAAAAUAAGCAAAAUGUGAUUUGUUUCAAAUUUGUGUUCACCCUGUAGCCUUCAUAUUGCGUUGACUUGGUACACAAGAAUGCUGCUUCAUUAAUAGUUGUGGCAUUAUGCGUGAAAUAUCCUAGGUUUGCUUGUGUGAUUGUCACCAAAGUGAAUUGACAUGUUACGAGUUUGUCAAAUCCAUGAAAUAUUCUUCCCUUCUCAAUUAUGAUGUUCUCUUCUAUUUGCACCCAAGAUUGUGAAAUCAAAUUCUUUUCCACAUUUUGGAAUAUUUUGAAUAUUUAUAUUUUAUUUUCAUUUUUUUACACAUAUUUCAAUUGCAUUCACAAUUAAGUUUUAAAUCCUUGUGUUUUAAGGUCCAUUAUACCAUUUGAUGGUUUUUUUUAAUGUUUGCUUAAUAAAAAAAAAAUUGAUGAAAAAGGUUCCAACCCACGGUACACACCCAUAUGAAUCAGAUUACAGUUUAUAUACCGUUUGCAUGAAAAGUGUUAUGCAUAGCGAACAGAAAGUAGCAAAUCAAAGCCAUAAUAGAAAACACAUGAUGAUGUAAAGCUUGGCAAGCUGUAUAAAACAAGACCCUCUUUUAAGGGCUUGCAUCUUGCAAUGAAAGAACCACUGUCAUUCCAAGAUGAUAAAUUUAGGAUAUCUAUUUUCUUAAUACCUUGUACAGUAUAAACCCUGUAGAUAUGAUUUGUGAUACAUCUAAUUCAGAU
This is a messenger RNA of Lytechinus variegatus (green sea urchin), 4363 nucleotides long. RefSeq names its product transmembrane 9 superfamily member 2-like. Bases 153 to 2150 code for a protein of 665 amino acids. The record is from RefSeq and is a predicted model, not a curated record. Gene Ontology annotation, biological process: protein localization to membrane. NCBI's taxonomy places the organism in Eukaryota, Metazoa, Echinodermata, Echinoidea, Temnopleuroida, Toxopneustidae. Gene Ontology annotation, cellular component: membrane. The transcript is spliced from 15 exons.